AUGGCGAGCGUCGGCCAGUGUUGCGCCGCCUGCUACGGCAGCGUCGGACGCCUGGAGCUGGAGGCCGCGUUCACGUCGGAGUGCGCCCACACUUUCCACCCGCUCUGCGUCUCCGGCGCCCACACGUGCCCGUCCUGCUCCGCGUUCUGGCACUUCACGCCGACCUUCCAGCCGUCUCCCUUGCUGCCGCAGCCCGCCCGGAUGCCGCCAUUGCAUCCCGGCCCUGCCUCGCGGUCAGCGUGCGGCGUCUGCAAGUGCGCCUUUGGAUACGGCGCCCCAACCUUCACGUCCGAGUGUCAGCACAGGUUCCAUCUCGCCUGCGUCACCGGCUCCGCCUGCCCGGUCUGCAACGCCCGCUGGGCAUACCGGGUGUCCUCGCACCCUUAUUUUCACCCGUACCUGUACCCGCCGCCCCCGCCCAUGCCCUCGCCGUUGAUACCGCCCAUGCCGUCGCCGUUGAUGCCGCCGAUGCCGACCUUUUUGUCUCCCUUCGUGGACCAGACAUUGCCGGCGUAUCUUCCUCACGGCGCCGACGCGUAUGACGACGACGAGCCGGCCCCCGGGGCAGCCACCGCGGCGGCGGAGGCGCAAACACGCACGCCGCUUGACCUCGUCACCGUGCUGGAUGUCAGCGGCAGCAUGGCGGGCCGCAAGAUCGCGCUGCUCAAGAAGGCCAUGGAGUUCGUCGUCGACCAGCUCGGCCCUGCUGACCGUCUCAGCGUCGUGGCCUUCUCAACGUACGCGUAUCGGGUCAUCCCGCUGACGUGCAUGUCGGACGCCGGGAAGGCCAAGGCCAAGCUCGCCGUGCAGUUGCUCAAUGCUGACGGUGGAACAAACAUCCUCAAGGGCCUCACCGAGGCUGCCAAGGUGCUCGUCGGCCGCCGGCACAAGAACGCCGUCGCCAGCGUCAUCCUUCUCUCGGACGGCCAGGACACUUUCGUCUCGGGCUACUCGAAGAACUACCGUGCUCUCGUGCCAGGCUCCUUGCUUAGCGGCGCCGGCCACCGGUCCACGCCGAUACACACGUUUGGCUUCGGCGGCGACCACGACUCGUCAGCCAUGCACACGAUCGCGGAGGAGACCGGCGGCACUUUCUCUUUCAUCGAGGACGAGACGGUGGUGCAGGACUCGUUCGCGCAGUGCAUCGGCGGGCUCCUCUCCGUCGUCGUCCAGGAGGCGCUGAUCACCAUGAAGUGCGUGCACCCAGUGCGCGUCCGUGCAGUCAAGUCCGGGCGCUACGACAGCAGCAUCGAUGCGUACGCUCGCUCUGCCUCUGUGGACGUCGGCGAGCUCUACGCGGACGAGGAGAGGCGCUUCCUCCUACUAGUGGACGUCCCCAAGGCCGGCGACGCUGACGAAGUGACGCAGCUCAUGAAGGUGACCUGCACCUACCGCGACACGGCGACAGCGCAGGUGAUGGACGUGGCCGGCGAGGACGUGGCGGUGCAGAGGCCCGUGGAGGUGGCCAAGGACCAGCAGCCGUCCAUGGAGGUCGCUUGGGAGAAAUUCCGCGUGGAGGCGACGGAGGACAUCGCGGCCGCGCGGGCCGCCGCGGAGCGCGGCGAGUACGCGGAGGCCGCGAGGAUACUGGACCGCGGGCAAGAGGCGCUGGUGCCGGCGCUGGCAGACGACGCGAGGUGCAAGGCGCUGGUGGAGGAGCUACGUGAGCUGAGCACCCGCGUGGCGAGCCAGCGGGAGUACGAGAAGUCGGGGCGCGCGUGCAUCCUGACUGGCCACAGCUCCCACGCGCAGCAGCGCGCCGCGUCGGCCUUCGUGGCCGGUGCCGGAGGAGGAUAUCGUUGCCCCCCGCCGCCCGGGGCAGCUCCGGGCGCGGCGCCGUCGGUUCUUGGUUUUGGCGCCGCCGGGGUGUACGCCACGCCGGCGAUGCAGGUGAUGGCGGGCGCGUCGAGGCAACUACGUGAGCAGCAGCAGCAGGCGACGUUGAAGAGGAAGAGCGGAAGCAAUGGCGGCAACUAA
Hordeum vulgare subsp. vulgare (domesticated barley) is the source of this 1977-nucleotide messenger RNA. RefSeq names its product E3 ubiquitin-protein ligase WAV3-like. Bases 1 to 1977 code for a protein of 658 amino acids. NCBI's taxonomy places the organism in Eukaryota, Viridiplantae, Streptophyta, Magnoliopsida, Poales, Poaceae. The transcript has 4 exons. The record is from RefSeq and is a predicted model, not a curated record.